Molecule: messenger RNA, 1617 nt
Organism: Homalodisca vitripennis (glassy-winged sharpshooter)
Lineage: Eukaryota; Metazoa; Arthropoda; Insecta; Hemiptera; Cicadellidae
Product: legumain-like
Exons: 12
Coding region: 220-1563 (447 amino acids)
Biological process (GO): vacuolar protein processing
Molecular function (GO): cysteine-type endopeptidase activity
Source: RefSeq, a predicted model, not a curated record
UUAAUCCUCUUUGGCGAAUGUCGCGCUGGCAAUCGAUUCCUCUUUGGAGCUACAGCAGAGCACUCUGACAACAAACCCGUUACUUACGAGUCAGCUGAUCCGCCUGCAAGCAGCAGCAGAGUGGCGCGCCGUGCAAAACGCCAAAUACCGAUCAACCUUCGCUCCCACGUUUUUAGUUUACAGAAGUGGCUUUUCUACAGGCCUACCAACAGCUCUAGGAUGAUCUGGAGUGUGUUGGCAAUCUUUCUCGUGCCCCUCGUCCUGGCUGUUCCCCUGGACACUGUAGGGGGUAAUACUACAAGAUGGGCGGUCUUGUUAUCUGGAUCUAGAGGCUUCACAGACUACGCAAUGCAGGCAGAUAUCUGUCAUGCUUAUCAAAUAUUUCACCGCCACGGAAUCCCAGAUUCCAACAUCAUAGUGAUGAUGUAUGAUGACUUGGCUGACAAUCGAAUGAAUCCCAAGAAAGGCGUUGUUAUCAACAAGCCCAACGGUCCUAACUUGUAUCCCGGAGUUCUUAAGGAUUAUACUAGGGGAGAGGUAAAACCUGAAAACUUUCUCAACGUUCUAACUGGCGACAGUGAACUGAUGAAAGGUGUUGGCUCUGGAAAAGUUCUUAGAAGUGGACCCAAUGAUCACGUGUUUGUAUACUUCUCUGGCCACGGAUCUACAGGUUCCAUAAAGUUCCCCUACCAUAUGCUGUACGUUGACCAGCUCCUCGUGGCUCUGAAAAGAAUGCACCACAAGAAAAUGUACAAAAAGUUGGUGUUCUAUAUGGAUGCUUGUCACUCGGGCUCAAUGUUUGCAAACAUUCUCCCUGAAGAUAUAAACCUUUUUGCGACAACAUCAGCUGAUCCCAACAAUUACGCCUACAGCACGUAUUGUGACAUCCCGGGCAUGUUUGUGUGCCUAGCUGGUGAAUUCGGGUCUGCCUGGAUGGAGGACGUUGAUUACGAGGAUCACGUCAAACCGGGUCUGCGCACCGAGACAUUGGAGAAACAGUUUACAAAAAUCUCCAAGACAAUGAAGAAAAGUCGUCCUUGCGAAUACGGCGACCUGAGUCUGGGUUUCGAUCACGUGACAGAUUUUCUCGGAGGUAUCAACAAUACUGGUUACCUGGACGACUAUACCCCUAGAGUGAAUUCUAAGGCUUCUAUAUCGCAGCGCGACGUGGCUUUGGCGAUGUUAAACCGGCGGAUUGAUGAAGCUUUAAACAUAGAGGUUAAAAUGAAGUUGGAGAGGAAACGAUUGGACUUAAUCAGUGGUAGAGAUGAUAUUGACAACCUUUUCAGUAGAAUUGUGACCAACGCUUCUAGAUCUGUUGAUGAUCAGAAAGUCAUAGAGAGCACUCACCAGCCUCUUAAUCUGGAGAUGAUGCCUUGCUACAGAACUCUAGUGGACAACUUCAGUGAAAGCUGUGUUAACAUCCAUGAGAACCUUUACACACUGGCACACCUGCAUAAGUUGGCCAACCUGUGCGUCCUACACUACUCAGCAACCGACAUCCUUCAAGUCUUCUCCAGGGAAUGUACCGAUCACUACAGAGGUCUGGUCAAUGUUAAUUAGACAAACAUCAAUUUUUUUUAAACAAUGUGCAAUAUAGGUAGUUUACACCAACAA